Molecule: messenger RNA, 1545 nt
Organism: Vanderwaltozyma polyspora DSM 70294
Lineage: Eukaryota; Fungi; Ascomycota; Saccharomycetes; Saccharomycetales; Saccharomycetaceae
Gene: CDC14
Product: phosphoprotein phosphatase CDC14
Exons: 1
Coding region: 1-1545 (514 amino acids)
Biological process (GO): regulation of exit from mitosis; positive regulation of cytokinesis; protein dephosphorylation
Cellular component (GO): spindle pole; mitotic spindle pole body; mitotic spindle
Molecular function (GO): protein serine/threonine phosphatase activity; protein tyrosine/serine/threonine phosphatase activity
Source: RefSeq, a predicted model, not a curated record
AUGCGUAAGAGCGUUUAUUUGGAUAAUACCAUUGAGUUCCUAAGGAGCAGGGUUUACCUGGGUGCUUAUGAUUACACACCACAAGAUACCGAUGACAUGGUUUUUUUCACUGUAGAAGACACUAUCUUCUACAACAGCUUUCAUUUAGAUUUCGGUCCUAUGAAUAUUGGGCACUUGUAUAGAUUUGCUGUAAUAUUUCAUGAAAUCUUAAAUGACCCUGAGAAUGCAAAGAAAUCGGUCGUCUUUUAUUCUUCGACCUCAACAAGACAAAGAGCUAAUACAGCAUGCAUGUUAUGUUGUUAUAUGGUUUUAGUUCAAGGUUGGACUCCUCAUCAAGUUUUACAACCCUUAGCUCAAGUUGAUCCUCCAUUUAUGCCAUUCAGAGAUGCAGGUUACUCAAAUGCUGAUUUUGAGAUCACCAUCCAAGACGUGAUUUAUGGUGUAUGGAGAGCAAAAGAAAAGGGUCUGAUCGAUCUUCAAUCUUUUAACUUGGAAACGUAUGAAAGAUAUGAACGUGUUGAAAACGGUGACUUUAACGUGUUAACUCCAGAUUUCAUUGCUUUUGCUUCUCCACAAGAGUCAAAUCGUUCAAUUGGUGUUACCUCUUCCCCAGGGAAGUCCCAUCUAAACCAACCAUUCCGUAGCGUUUUAAAGUAUUUCUCUAAGAACAAUGUCCAAUUAGUUGUUAGAUUGAAUUCUCAUCUGUACAAUAAGCAACAUUUUGAAGACUUAAGCAUUCAGCACAUUGAUAUGAUAUUCGAGGACGGUACAUGUCCUGAUAUGUCAAUAGUGAAAAACUUUGUUGGUGCUGCUGAAACAAUCAUUAAUAAAGGUGGUAAAAUUGCAGUUCAUUGUAAAGCUGGUCUAGGUAGGACAGGUUGUUUGAUUGGUGCACACUUGAUAUAUACACAUGGAUUUACUGCCAAUGAAUGUAUAGGUUUUAUGAGAUUUAUAAGGCCAGGUAUGGUUGUUGGUCCACAACAGCACUGGUUGUAUUUGCACCAAAAUGACUUCAGGGAAUGGAAAUAUACAAUGAAAUUAUCAUUGGAUUCAAGCGAAAUAAUAGGAGAUUUAUACCCAUUGGUUAGUUUGGAGGAAUACCGUAUCCAAAAGAAAAGGUUGAGGGAAGGCAAGAAGAUACCAUCAAAUUUUGAGCAUGAAGAUAGUGAAAUGAGAGAUCUAGCAAUGACUCCACCUAGUGAAAGAAGGAAAAGUGUUCAACAGAUGGCACUAACUGGGUCAGGUUUUCAAACUGCGGCUGUACCUCAGACUUCACCAGGUCAACCUCGUAAAGGGCAAAAUGGAUCAAACACCAUCGAAGAUAUUAAUAAACAAAAUUCAAAAAGCGCUGGCUACACAAAUGAAAAAAAUAGAGAUACCCAAAAUUCUACAAGCAUAAAUGAUACUAAUAAUUCAGAUGAAGAGAUGAUGCAAAGUGAUGAUAUAGUACUAAAGCAACUCCUACCUAGGAAUAGACGUAUAAUAUCUGGUAAGAGAGCAGUUAGUGCUGGUGUAAGAAAAAUUAGCGGUACCACUAAAAAGUAA